AUGACGUCCGGCUUCGCAACCGCAAAGGUCGAAGCGAGUCGACAGUACAAGAGGUUGAGCAUGCUACUCACAAAAGCAUCAGCGGAAAGAAAAACUCUUCAUCUCGAAGAACAAGCAGAAUGGUCCACAAUGGAUGCAGGGCUCGACCAGUUCUAUCGCGUCGUUCGCAAAUUCGUCAAUUUACGAAUCUUGGCUGGACCCUCUCUCGAUGCCCUAUUUCCUUCUCACUCUUCUCAUGUCGUGGAACCGUCCGCCAUCACCCACAGUACCCUGUAUCCUUUUCGGAACGUUGAAGAGCUGAGACUCAAUGGUCUAUGGCUCAAUCGGCGUGAAGGAAACAUCAUCCCUAGCGAUUUGAUUCGGUGCCUGCUCGAUCUUCCACACAUAAAGACGCUCAUUGCACAUAUUCAGGCGGGUAACGAGAGCGCGUACCCUUCAAUGCACCCGCCCAGCGAAAUUAGCUGUGCUCUCCGGCAUUUAGAAUUGACAGUGGCUAAUGGACAUUUAAUGGACAGUUUGACUCAGUUUCUUCAACUCACCAAAGAGCUAGAGACGUUCAAAUUGGAAGAUCGGACAACACGCACACUCUUGCCAGGGUUUACCAACUCGUUCAUGGGAUAUCCUACCCCAGUGUUAGACAUUCCCCGGGUUAUUAAGGCUUUAUCGAGGAGCUAUAGCUCCCUAUUAUGUCUCCACAUCGUACAAUACGAUUCAUCUUCUCCAGUAACUCGUGAGCGGGUACGCAUCUCUUUUCGGCAGUUCACCGCAUUGCAGACUCUGGUUAUUCCCUUUACACCCAUGUUACCUACUGAUCUGGACGAUAUACAACCCGACAGGAGAUGCUUUCCGAAAUCACUCACAACUCUUACUUUUUUGCGAGGGUCUAGGAUCUCCAUUGAUGAUCUCAUUGUCAUCUUUCGUAUGUUACGGGAUACACUGAGAGAGCUGGGAGCAUACGUGAUUGGAUAUUAUGGGCAAUUGCCGUUGAUUGUCCUAGGUAAGCAUACAGUAACCCUAGGUGAUCGGUUUCAAGCGGCCCAGUGGAUGUGCAUUCGGAUCGAGACACCAGAGAGAUCAAAGAUAAGGAUUGGUGACUUGACCUAG
Molecule: messenger RNA, 1104 nt
Organism: Acaulospora colombiana
Lineage: Eukaryota; Fungi; Glomeromycota; Glomeromycetes; Diversisporales; Acaulosporaceae
Source: the annotation of a GenBank genome assembly